GAAACCUGCUUGGUGUGAAUGCUGUACUUGGAAAAGUGAGCGGAAUCCCCCUGAAUGAAGGAAAGAUGGAGGUGCCAACCACCUGCAGCCAAGAUAAUGGUUUAUCUCAUGUUCUGACUCUAGUGCUGCAAGAACUGAGCUUGCUCUGUAAAAAGGAUGUCAACGGCGUUGGCAUGUUAUAUGACCUGCUCAAAUCUCCUUGGCUGCAAGCUCUCCUAAAGAUCUAUGAGUGCCUCCAAAAUUACCUCGGAAAAAGACCAGUUCCCAUCACAGUGCAGGCAUGUGUGUUGAAUCGUGAGGUGGUGGAAUUACUACGUGAAGCCCCCCAGUCUGGGGAGAUCAAGGAGCUAAGGCGACUUCUGAGAUCUCCACACCUAAAGGCCUUGUUAACUGCUCACGAUACUGUUGCCCAGAAAGAUUUUGAACCAACUCUCCCACCCCUACCAGACAACAUACCUGAGAACGAGGAAGCCAUGAGGAUUGUCUGCUUAGUGAAGAACAAGCAGCCUCUGGGUGCCACCAUUAAACGCCAUGAGAUAACAGGUGACAUAACAGUUGCCCGUGUGAUCCAUGGUGGACUAGCAGACAGAAGUGGGCUGCUGUACGCUGGAGACAAACUGGUGGAAGUCAACGGAGUUCCUGUUGAGGGACUUGACCCAGAGCAAGUUAUUAAUAUUCUGGCCCUGUCUGAGGGAACAAUUAUGUUCAAAUUGAUUCCAGUUUCUGAUCGGCCUGUCACUAACCAAACAACACUAUACGUGCGAGCAAUGGCAGACUAUUGGCCCUUGCAAGAUCCUGCCAUACCAUGUGCGGAUGCGGGUUUGCCUUUUAAGAAAGGUGAAAUACUCCAGAUCGUGGACCAGAACGAUGCUUUUUGGUGGCAGGCCAGGAAAGUUUCAGAUCUUGGUGCCUGUGCUGGACUUAUACCCUCAAAUCAUCUUCUUAAAAGGAAGCAGCGAGAAUUCUGGUGGUCUCAGCCUUUCCAGCCCCAUCUCUGCCUCAAGUCAUCAAUAUCAGUAAGCACUGUGGAAGAAGAGGAUGACAUGCAGAUCGAUGAGAAGUGUGUGGAAACAGAUGAAGAAACAUUUGAGUCUGAGGAGCUUAAAGAAGAAGAUGAAGAGUUUGUUGAAUCUGGUCAACGAGUCUUUAUUGCGGGUUUCCGCAGAAGCAUGCGCCUGUGCCGCAGGAAAUCCCGGGCCAACAAGCACUCGUGUUACGCUCAGUGCCCCAGCAGCUGUUACAGCGCGCUCGCCGCUCCCUAUGAGGAGGUGCUCAGGUACCAGCGGCACCCGACAGACAGGAACAGACUCAUCAUUCUAGUGGGUCCUGCAGGAGUUGGAGUGAACGAGCUGAGGCGAAGGCUGAUCACGAGCUGCCCGCAGCAGUUCCGGAGCGCUGUCCCUCAUACUACUCGUGUUCAGAAGAGCUAUGAAAUGAAUGGUCGUGAGUACCACUAUGUAUCAAAGGAAACCUUUGAAAACAUGGUGUACACUCACAGAAUGCUGGAAUACGGGGAGUACAAAGGGUACCUAUAUGGUACCAGUGUUGAUGCAGUGCGAGCAGUCCUUGACGAAGGGAAGAUCUGUGUAAUAGAUUUAGAACCACAGGGCAUCCAAGUAGCCCGGACUCAUGAAUUAAAGCCCUACAUCAUAUUCAUCAAGCCACCCAGUAUAAGUUGCAUGAGGCAGUCUCGUAAAAACGCAAGGAUCAUUACAGAUUAUUAUGUAAAUAUAAAAUUCAAGGAAGAAGAUUUACAAGAGAUGGAAGAGUCGGCCAAGAAGAUGGAAGCCCAGUUUGGUCAGUUCUUCGAUCACGUGAUAGUGAAUGACGACUUGCAAGAAGCGUCGGCACAGCUGCUCUCGGCCGUCCAUCGCGCCCAGGACGAGCCCCAGUGGGUCCCGGCGCUGUGGAUAUGCUCAGACACUCAGCCGUAAUGCCGAGAGGCCGCCAGCCUCGUGAA
This is a messenger RNA of Tinamus guttatus (white-throated tinamou), 1960 nucleotides long. The record is from RefSeq and is a predicted model, not a curated record. NCBI's taxonomy places the organism in Eukaryota, Metazoa, Chordata, Aves, Tinamiformes, Tinamidae.